AUGGCCGCUGCAAGCUAUGCAGGUACCUCGAACCUGUUUGCAGUUUACAAUGCUGGUGACGUCGAGAAGAGUGAGCGAAUCGAGGUGACGCAGUCAAUUUUGAGGGGAUCGGUACAACAAGCUGCCCACAACCAAAGUAGUGUUACUACGAAUGAGAGUCGGAACGCCCCUGACGAUAGGACAGACAGAGGCGAACAGCUGGACGUGCCCGGGAUCGCUAUUACUCAGGCAAUCCAAGAGCCAGAUGGACGGAACCGCAAGACAGUGCAGGCGCAAGGCUCUCUGAGCGGAGUAUCCAUCUACGGGAAGUUCAUUGAGCAGCCUGUCGCAAGGGUUCUGAAGCCGUCCUUCUUUGCAAGUGCCAAUAAUUUCGGUUCAGUCUGGGGUCUAAAAGCUGACUGCAUGUGUCAGGCUUCGAUAGGGUUCUCCAUCCCGGCCACACGCAUGUUCACCGGCGCAGUGAUCUGGCGAGGUAUCAUCUUUACGAUUUUGAUGCUCAUUGGGAAGCUUGUGACAGGCAUAUGGCUCAUCCGCAUUGCUGCUCCCUCUGGCACUAUGAUCGCAAAAAUCAAAGCGUUCCUGAGCCAUUUGAAUGGACCACAAUGGAGCUGCUUGGGAUUGGCAAAAUCUGCAAAGUGCUCCAAGUCAGAGGCAAGGAACACAGCCAACGACCCAGGAUCGAAACCUAUGCCCGAUGUUCGCAUCGCUCUCGCCACGGAUAGCGGACAAGGCCCCAGACAGUCCAGCGACAGACCCUCGCAAAGCGCCUCUAUACCACAACUCGGCUCUGUAAUCCCUAUAUCUCCAAAAGCGACCAUUUCGACGACAAAGCCGCGCUCCCUCUAUCCCGGUUCUAUCGUCGGAACAGCAAUGAUGGCCAGAGGAGAGAUCGGAUUCCUCAUCGCAGCUUUGGCAGAGAGUACAGGGAUCUUUGCCUCUCAUGAUGACUCAGCAGCUCGAGAAGACAGUGGCUCCACAAUCUAUCUUGUAGUGAUAUGGGCAGUUGUCCUCUGUACUAUCAUCGGUCCAGUUAUCGGUAGGCUUAUUAGUCAGAAGAGUCAUGAAGCUGCAACGGCAACGGCAACGGCGAGAGCAUGGUGGCGGUGA
Messenger RNA from Letharia lupina, 1107 nucleotides. RefSeq lists its product as uncharacterized. Bases 1 to 1107 code for a protein of 368 amino acids. The record is from RefSeq and is a predicted model, not a curated record. NCBI's taxonomy places the organism in Eukaryota, Fungi, Ascomycota, Lecanoromycetes, Lecanorales, Parmeliaceae. The transcript is spliced from 2 exons.